AUGGGCGCCGUCCUGCCGUACCGCGACAUCAACGUCCACUCCUCCUCCUCGCACUACGCCUUCUCCUCCCCCUCCUCGCCCACGGCACCCACGCUCGUCGUCGAGCGGCCCUCGGGCGACAUCCGCCUGCACGAUGGGAAGCUGCUGGGCUCCAAGCGUGUGUCGAGCGUCGCUGGCAUUCUCGGCAUCAUCAAGCUGCGACUAGACAAGUACAUCAUCGUCAUCACAAAGGCCCAGCCCAUGGGCCGCAUCAAGGGCCACAUGAUCUACAAGGUCGUCGCGACCGAAUUUCUGCCCCUGCGCGAGCGGCCCCUGCACGACCCCGACGAGGACAACUACCUAUCUCUGCUCAAGACGCUGAUCAAGACAUCGCCCUUGUUCUUCUCCUACUCGUUCGACAUCACAAACACCUUCCAGCGACAGGCCCACCUCGACCCCUCGCUCCCCCUCUGGAAGCGCGCAGACGACCGUUUCUUCUGGAACCGCUUCGUAUCCAGCGACCUGAUCGACUUCCGCGGAGGACUGAGCACCGGCUAUGGGCGCCACUCGAGUGGCCAGUCGCCCGACGUCGACCCUUACAUUCUGCCCGUCAUGUACGGCAUGAUGGAGAUCAAGAACACGUCGAUCAAGGGCACCCCGCUCACCUUCAUCCUCAUCACACGCAGGUCUCGACUCAAGGCAGGAACACGAUACUUCUCGCGUGGCAUCGACGAGAACGGCAACGUGUCCAACUUCAACGAGACGGAACAGGCCAUCAUCCUCAACGACAAUGCCUCGGGCGGCCCAGGAGGCUUUGGCUCCAACCAGAACGGCGCAACCGGCGCACAGACUGGCAAAGAGACCCAAGUCCUCGCAUACGUCCAGACGCGAGGCAGUGUGCCUGUGUACUGGGCCGAGAUCAACACCCUCAAGUACACGCCCAAGCUGCAGGUGCGCGCCGUCGAGAACGCGGUUCCUGCUGCCAAGAAGCAUUUCGCAGAGCAGAUACGUCUGUACGGAGACAACUGGCUCGUCAACCUGGUCAACCAGAAAGGCCGCGAGCAGCGGGUCAAGGAGGCAUACGAGGAGAUGGUCAACCACCUGCUCACAGCACCCAACGAGAACGUCGAGGGCGACAAGAUCACCGAGGAGAAGUUCCACAUUGUCGAGCCUGCCAAUGCACAGACCGUCUGGGACCGCAUCCACUACGUCUACUUUGACUUCCACACCGAGACCAAGGGCCUGCGCUGGGAUCGAGCCAAGCUGCUCAUGGACCAGUUGGAGCCACAUGUGUUGAAGCAUGGCUACUUCAGGGCUGUCGACAUGCCUGGGGACGGAAGCCGCGUCGAAGUCAGGCGCCACCAGACUGCUGUCGUCCGCACCAACUGCAUGGACUGCUUGGAUCGUACCAACGUUGUGCAGAGCAUGAUUGGGCGAUUCAUCCUGUCGCGCAUGCUCAUCGACAUUGGCUUGAUGCACGAGGGCGAGAGUGCAGAAGAGGACAAGGCGUUUGAGUUCUUGUUCCGCAACGUCUGGGCCGACAACGCAGACGUCGUUUCCAAGUCGUACUCCGGUACGGGCGCGCUGAAGACCGACUUCACCCGUCUCGGCGUGCGCACCAAGGGUGGUGCCCUUCAAGACCUCAACAACUCCAUCACACGAUACUGCCUCAACAACUUCAGCGACGGGCCGAGACAGGACGCUUUCGAUCUGUUCCUCGGCAACCAUCUGCCCAGCGACUCUGGCAUUGGCGACCAGCUGCUGUUCGCCGACCGAAGACCGCUCUUUAUUCAAUCGAUACCUUACCUUCUAGCUGCGAGCAUCUUCCUCAUCUUCGUAGGCAGCUUCACCAGACGGGCACCCGACGCCGCCGUCUGGCCGCUACGACUGCUUCUCGUUCUCAGCCUGGCCACGGCAGGCGCCUGCCUGAACUUCAUGUGGACCAACGGCACCCUCUAUGUCAACUGGCCGAAGCUCAACCGCUUACCGCACCAAGUGGAAGCCUACCAAUCCAGCCUUGCCAAAGUCUCGCACAAUCCCGUCGUUGGCUCUCUGGUCGGCACCAAGCACGAGCGUGGCAAGAGCGACGCACGGCUGCUGGGCUUGGAAGAAGGCAAGAAACGCGUCGAAUAG
This is a messenger RNA of Ascochyta rabiei, 2112 nucleotides long. RefSeq names its product Phosphoinositide phosphatase sac1. The record is from RefSeq and is a predicted model, not a curated record. The coding region runs from base 1 to 2112 and encodes 703 amino acids. Gene Ontology annotation, biological process: phosphatidylinositol dephosphorylation. NCBI's taxonomy places the organism in Eukaryota, Fungi, Ascomycota, Dothideomycetes, Pleosporales, Didymellaceae. Gene Ontology annotation, cellular component: endoplasmic reticulum. Gene Ontology annotation, molecular function: phosphatidylinositol-4-phosphate phosphatase activity. The transcript is spliced from 3 exons.